AAGUCCCAUCUGCCCCCACUUCGUGCCCCAGGUCAUGCUGGUGGGGGACUCGGGCGUGGGGAAGACCUGCGUACUGGUGCGCUUCAAGGAUGGGGCUUUCCUGGCAGGAACCUUCAUCUCCACCGUGGGCAUCGACUUCCGGAACAAAGUUCUGGAUGUGGAUGGCACGAAGGUGAAGCUGCAGAUCUGGGACACAGCCGGCCAGGAGCGGUUCCGCAGUGUCACACACGCUUACUACCGCGACGCUCAUGCACUGCUGUUGCUCUAUGAUGUCACCAACAAGGCCUCCUUUGACAGCAUCCAGGCCUGGCUGGCAGAGAUCCAAGAGUACGCCCAGCACGACGUGGUGCUCAUGCUGCUGGGGAACAAGGUGGACUCUGCUCAGGAGCGUGUGGUGAAGAGGGAGGAUGGGGAGAAACUGGCUAAGGAGUAUGGGCUACCAUUCAUGGAGACCAGCGCCAAGACGGGCCUUAACGUGGACUUGGCCUUCACAGCCAUAGCAAAGGAGCUGAAGCAGCGCUCCACGAAGGCCCCCAGCGAGCAUCGCUUUCGGCUGCACGACUAUGUCAGGAGGGAGGGCCGGGGGGCCUCCUGCUGCAGACCCUGAACCUGGCUGGGCACGGCCACUGGGGUAUCCUCCUGGAAGGCUGGACAGAGUCUACAUGUCCCUGAUGUCAUCACCCAGCAGUCAACCCCAGGGUGUCUGUUUCUAACAAGUCCACAUCUGGGCAGCCAUCUAGACCCUUGGUCCCAAUAAAUGGGCCUCAGGAAGCCAAAGGGUCCACAGGCCUCCUUCACCUUCUCCUGCUUGAAGGCUCUCACAGAAAAGCAACCAUCUUCUGCACCAGAUGGGCCCCUACAGUGUAUAGACUGCCGGGUGCCUCCCACCAUGGCACUCUGCUGCCCCCUCCUGGGCACGCCCAGCUCUGAGGAGCAUGCAUCCAGUGCCUAAUUGCCUAGAAAGCCAUGUCUUCUGCUGCAUAUGCUGCCCAGGAAGGAAAAAGCCUAAUUCCUGUCCAUGCCUGGGGCAGCGGGCCUCACUGCAAAUCACAUCAUGCAUCUGUGCUCCAAGGACCAGAGCGGCCUGCUCAUGGCCCACCCACUAGGAGGCCCCGGCUGCCAACAGGGUCUUUCACAUUACCUUGGAGGAUGCCAAGGCUGUGGCUUUGUAAUGCAGUGAAUUGCAUGUGGGAAGUCACAGAAAUGUCAGGGAAACUAGGACUGCCAGCCUUCACCUGCUGCCCAGGGUACCGUACUGGGCCCGGCCCACAGCUGAGGCCAGUGCUUGCUGUGGUCAAGCCAGGGGGUGGGCAAGGAGCUCCACCUCGUACUAAAAUCUUCAAGUCAGUCUUCUGAGAGCUUUUGUUUCUGGUCCUAGUGAAUAAAGUUGUGUCCAGUGGAGUGCCUGCCUUGUCCAUUGAAAUAAAGCGACUGCUCAGGUCCUGUUAGUUCAUGGCCCACCCCCAGGGCAAAGGCACAAAAAUUUAUUUUUUGGCCUCAGACAAAAAUAAAGAAGGCCCUUCAAAUAGGUGGGAAGUCACUGGUAUGAACUUCCAUCUUCAUGCCUCUACCCCUUACUGAGGACUGCCCAGAGAAAGCCAGUCAUCCCAAGGAGCCCUCUGGGAUGCAAACAGGUGUGAAAAUAAAGACACAUGUGCUCUGAUCAA
Molecule: messenger RNA, 1667 nt
Organism: Vicugna pacos (alpaca)
Lineage: Eukaryota; Metazoa; Chordata; Mammalia; Artiodactyla; Camelidae
Source: RefSeq, a predicted model, not a curated record